Molecule: messenger RNA, 2697 nt
Organism: Nerophis ophidion (straightnose pipefish)
Lineage: Eukaryota; Metazoa; Chordata; Actinopteri; Syngnathiformes; Syngnathidae
Gene: crema
Product: cAMP responsive element modulator a
Exons: 8
Coding region: 166-999 (277 amino acids)
Biological process (GO): regulation of transcription by RNA polymerase II
Cellular component (GO): nucleus; ATF4-CREB1 transcription factor complex
Molecular function (GO): protein binding; RNA polymerase II cis-regulatory region sequence-specific DNA binding; DNA-binding transcription factor activity, RNA polymerase II-specific
Source: RefSeq, a predicted model, not a curated record
ACUAUCUUGCUCGCGCUGCCGCGCGCGUACUCUCUGUCGCCAAAGCGGCUGCUGCUGCCGGGGUGUCGUCAGUGGAUGAUCUGCGCUGACGUGGAGCGACGACAUCCAGCCGCACCGUCACCGGUGACGACGAGCUCGACGUGAAAGUUUUCGAGACAAGCCACCAUGGACGACUCGUCCCAACUGGAUGACAGCAUGAACGACUCGCUCUCAGACGAGGAGGAGGAGGACCAGGAUGAAGGAUCUUUUUCUCAAGUUUCUCCUCACAGGAAGACUCAGACCUCUGUCAUACAGUCACCACACCCUCUAACUCCUGAGAUAACUUCGGCUAACGAGUCAGACGGCGUCACUCACAAGAGACGAGAGCUGCUCUCCAGACGUCCAUCUUAUCGAAAAAUCCUCAACGAGCUCUCAUCGGACGCUUCGGGGGUUUCUAAAAUCGACGAGGAGGAGGAGGCAGCGAUCGCAAGCGUGGACUCUGGUUCCAGGCCAACCAUCUACCAGAACAGCUCAGGACAAUACGUCGCCAUUGCUCAGGGUAGAACCAUCCGGCUGAGUGGCACCGGAGCCGAGGCUCUUCAGGGGAGUCAAACUCUGACCCCGCAACCUGGUGGUGCCAUCCUGCAAUGUGCUGCCUCACAGGGUGAUGCCCCCAAGCAGUUCUUCAUCCAGGGAGGACAGAUGCUCAUUCAUGCUGCCACCGGAGACAUCCCCGCCUAUCAGCUGCGUUCGCCCAACACAGGUUUGAGCCACAGCAUCGUGAUGGCGCCGUCACCGAGCGCCACGCAGAGCCCGUCGUCGCAUCACACCGAGGAGGUCACGCGCAAGAGGGAAGUGCGGCUCAUGAAAAACAGGGAGGCGGCGCGAGAGUGCCGGAGGAAAAAGAAAGAGUACGUGAAAUGUCUGGAAAACCGCGUGGCUGUGCUGGAAAACCAAAACAAGACGUUGAUCGAGGAGUUGAAAGCCCUGAAGGACAUUUACUGCCACAAGGGGGAGUAAGGGCGCCCUCACACCUGCCGCCGCCUGCCGCCCGUCAAACCGCCGUGACUGUAUCCGCUCACUCAGGCCUUUCCUAAUGCUGCAUCCCCCCCCACCUCAGUUCUCUUUGCGGCUUUUUCCCCCCACACAGAGGAACUUUAAAAAGUGUCGCACACGCUCCCGGCGUAAGAUGAGAGGAACACGGGAGACGCCCAGGAACCCGAACGCACCUUUUGUGUUACGCUACACUCACCCUGAAGACGCCAAGAGACGGGAAGUAACCAUUGUUCAUUUUUAAAGCUGAAGUAAGGAAUAAUUGUCGUUUAUUUUCGGUGCAAGCUGUGAUUGGAUUCAGAAGCCAUUGUUGCUCAUGCGUACAGGAAGCUGAUAAACAUGUGACAGCGUUUUAGAAGCUCAACUGUUAGCCGUUUGUGCUAAAUGUUUUGGAACAUCCUUAACGAUUACGCCGAAGCUGACACCCGAUGUGUGCAGGCUGGUCCACCCACGUGUCCCGAGUGUUAAGACAGGUAAUGUGGGUGUUGCCAUGGUAACCAGAGCGAUGCCACACAGCUUAUUAUUUUCAGUUUAAACUCACAUAUCGUCAGUUUAUUUAUGGUAUAGUACGGAGGUUCCCCAGCUGCGGCCCGCCAGCAUCAACAAUCUGGCCCCGCGGGACAUCCCGAGUUGAGAAAAAAAAAAAAAAAAAAGCGGCAUACGUCAGAACAAAUGCUCUCAGGCAAAAUAUUGUUUCCCCUUGUCUCUGCUUUUCAGAUGUACCUUACACAAGAGAAGUGUGGGAUACCUUAUUUUUUUGGGACUUUCUGAAAUGUUUGAAUAUAUUUAGGGAUUUGUGCAGCCGGACCGGAAAAAAGAAGACGGAGGGAGAAAUUGUGGAGAGGAGGACAGGACAAAAAUGUGUGUGUGUGUGUGUGUGUCAUUCAAUGCGUUUUCUUUAUUUUCAUGACUAUUUACAUAGUAGAUUGUCACUGAAGGCAUCAAAACUAUGACAGUUGUGAAGUGAAAACCCUUUCAGGUGACUACCUCUCGAAGCUCAUCGAGAGAAUGCCAAGAGUGUGCAAAACAGUAAUCAGAGCAAAGGGUGGCUAUUUUGAAGAAACUAGAAUAUGAAACAUGUUUUCAGUUAUUUCACCUUUUUUUGUUGAGUACAUAACUCCACGUGUUCAUUCAUAGUUGUGAUGCCUUCAGGGACAAUCUACAAUGUAAAUAGUCAUGAAAAUAAAGAAAACAGAUUGAAUGAGAAGGUGUCUAUAUAUAUAUAUAUAUAUAUAUAUAUAUAUAUAUAUAUAUAUAUAUAGACUCAUAGAAUCUAGACCUGGAACCCCCAGCCAAGUUCUUUUUACCCAAUGUGGCCCCCGACUCAAAAAGUUAAGGGACCCCUACAAAGCAGCUCCUCAUCCAUCAAAGCACAAUGGAUCACCAGCAUUCACAGCAGCAAAAUGUGUAUCAAUACCAUCACUAAUGGAGUUUUAUACGUUUUAAACACAAGAGCCCCGACUCUCUUUUUGUACAUUUGUCGUUUUUCCAUCAUGGUGUAAAUAAAGUUGAUUUUGUGGCUAUCGAGGGCGGCAGUGUGUGUGUGUGUGUGGACAUGUUGGUGUCGGGGGUCAAAGUUCAACUCACCAGCCUUGGUCGUCUUCUGAGCCCACUUUCUUUUUUGCUUUGUUCAAAUCUGUAUGUAAUAAAAAUAUUUGAAUGUGA